AUGUCGGCCUCGCUCUUCCGUUCCACCCUCGCGCGCCGCGUCCUCUCUCCCGGCGUCCUCGGCCAGAGGCGGGCAGCAGGCGGCGGCGCGUACCACGAGCCGACCGGCAGGCUCUUUGGCGAGCACGCUCCGGCACCCGGCCAGAAGCGCCAGAAGGAGGACUGGGAGAACAUCUACUACUACGGGUUCGGCGGCGGGAUGCUCCUCGGCGCGGUCCUCAUCUACUACAAGCCCGACACGAGCAUCGAGGGCUGGGCACGGAAGGAGGCCGAGAAGAAGAUGGCCGCCGCGGGCGAGACGCCGUCGUACCAGAAGUCGGCGUGA
Rhodotorula graminis WP1 is the source of this 324-nucleotide messenger RNA. RefSeq lists its product as uncharacterized. Lineage: Eukaryota; Fungi; Basidiomycota; Microbotryomycetes; Sporidiobolales; Sporidiobolaceae. The transcript has 5 exons. The record is from RefSeq and is a predicted model, not a curated record. The coding region runs from base 1 to 324 and encodes 107 amino acids.